GAAUUGCAAAUAUCUUCUGAAAUCAACAGUGAUGAUUAUGCAAAAAAAAACUCUAAUUAUGUUUGUCAGAUGUUUUUCUACCUCAACAUGGUCUAUAUCUACAUUUAGCAUAGGUAGAUAUCAUAGGGAGGCAUAGGGACACCACUUUUGACUGAUGGAAGAGUCUAACAGACUUUGUCAUCAAUGCAACCAUUUCAAAUGUUAAUUUUUGACACAAUACAAUUUCCCACUGAAGUUCAGUCUCAGACUCUCAUCUAUAGGUGUCACAUGCAAUGACAGACUCUGGCUCUGGAUCAUCAUUGAUGCCCCUGAGAGGCAUUCUGAAGAAUUCUCAUCCAUUUGAUGAACCAGAGCUUUUAGUUCACAAUCCCGACUGCCCCCUGCACUGCCAGUCCUCCCCAGUGCCCCUGACCCAGCUGCAGUGUCACCUCAGCCUUGGUUCCAACUCAGCAUCACUAUCCGACCCAAGCAUGCCCCUCAAAGGCAUCCUCAGGACCAGCAUCAGCUCUGGGGUGAUGGAAACACAGAAAGAUUGUAACAGUUCUAAAUUUCGGAAGAGACAGAGAUGGGAUGAGGGCAACAUCCUAGCCACUAGCUGUCACUCCUGGCUGAUGCCUGUGUCAGGGAGAAAGGAUGUCAAACCUGGGCCUCAUCUGUGUAGUGUCACCAUGUUGGAUGGAGGUGCAGGCACCAGUACAUCAGGAGAACAGAUAUGUCUGUGUAUGAGUAAGAGGAAGAAGAGCCAGAGCUGGAAUGAGAUGAGUAUUAUGGCCACUCAGCCUCCCUACACAGACAACCCCUGGAUGAAGGCAGAUGAUGGGUUCACUGCCUCUGUGGCAUGGCAGUCCCUGUCCCUCAGGGAUGAGGCAGGACCCAGCCACAGCACUACCAGCACCUCUUACAGCCAGCCUCCGUGGUCUCCUCUGAAGCCUGGGAAGAAGUGA
Molecule: messenger RNA, 944 nt
Organism: Oncorhynchus keta (chum salmon)
Lineage: Eukaryota; Metazoa; Chordata; Actinopteri; Salmoniformes; Salmonidae
Exons: 6
Coding region: 273-944 (223 amino acids)
Source: RefSeq, a predicted model, not a curated record